AUGUCGCUGCUAUAUAUAUCUCACCUUCUUCAGGUGGGCGAGGGUAGUUACGGUAGCGUGUACAGAUGUACGGAGAAGGUCUCGCAUUCUAUCAUUGCCCUUAAGUCAGUCUCGCUGGAGGAUGCUCUAAAGUCCAACAUCACGAGUCUAGGGAGAGAGAUUGACAUAUUGAAAGAAUGCAAACACCCGAACAUCACGCUGUAUCUUGGCAGUUUCAUCGAGGCGCAGAAACUUUGGAUUGCGAUGGAAUUCUGUGGGGGUGGAAGUUGUAGUGAG
Messenger RNA from Sphaeroforma arctica JP610, 276 nucleotides. RefSeq lists its product as hypothetical. Gene Ontology annotation, biological process: protein phosphorylation. NCBI's taxonomy places the organism in Eukaryota, Ichthyosporea, Ichthyophonida. Gene Ontology annotation, molecular function: ATP binding; protein kinase activity. The annotation marks the transcript as partial. The record is from RefSeq and is a predicted model, not a curated record. The transcript has a single exon.